AUGGCAAAGCUCCUUCGACUGCUGGCUGUCUGCGCUGCGCUGGCCGCCGGCCAAGGCAACGACACGGAGCCGCCCACGACGCUCUUGCCCGAGCCGACCACGAUGACGCCGGCACCGACGACGGUGCUGCUCAACACAACCUCGGUGCCAACGACAACGACACCGCUGGUAACACCGGCCACGACGCCGACAACGACGCCCGUGGCCACUGCGACGCCACGACCGACGAUGAUGGCCCAGACGACCCUAGCCCCAACGCCUGAGACCGCGGACCCCGAACGUGCGGACACCGUGGGCCCGACGCUUGAGCCCAACACGUCGGUGCCAACGGCUACGAUUCAGGAUGCCACUUCUGGCGCAGUCGUGCUGUGGCCACUUGUGUGUGGUAUUGUGGGGUGUGGGGUCGCAAUUGCCUCUGUUCUCUGGGUGCGACAGUCGCGGCGCGAGAAGCCACCGUCGCCAGUCGCGUCAUCCGACUCGUCGGUCAGCUCCUUCUUUAGCUUGCGCAACGGACCAAGCGAUCUCGGAGCCACAAACGAGCUGCUCCGAAGCACCAACCCGAUCUUCGAUGUGAUGGACUCGGUGACGAUGGACCCGCCGUUUGAGACGUGCACUGAAUCGGCGUACUCGCUGAGCCCGUCGUUUACGGGCGGCAACAGCAUCUCGACGACGCACUCGACGCUGCUCAACAGCAGCUACUCGGAAGACAUCUAUUGCAGCGUGCUCUCGGACCGGUUGCUCUUGACCGGAGGCCCGUCCGAGCUCUUGGAAGAAGACGACGACGCGACCCCACCCCAGCUUGGCGACGACGACCGUUCGUCACUUUAUGACGACGACGACGACGAGGAUGCUGACAGCAGCAGCGCGAUUAGAGUGCUGCACUCGGGCUACGGCGUCGACAUGGCGGCGCUCCAAGAUACCUCAUCUCUGAGCCCGUACAUGGACACGACACGUUUCCAGGCCAUGCUCGACACGCCCGUGUACCUGGGCCAGAACGACGUCUGA
This is a messenger RNA of Saprolegnia parasitica CBS 223.65, 1005 nucleotides long. RefSeq lists its product as hypothetical. The record is from RefSeq and is a predicted model, not a curated record. Bases 1 to 1005 code for a protein of 334 amino acids. NCBI's taxonomy places the organism in Eukaryota, Oomycota, Saprolegniomycetes, Saprolegniales, Saprolegniaceae. The transcript is spliced from 2 exons.